Molecule: messenger RNA, 7282 nt
Organism: Symphalangus syndactylus (siamang)
Lineage: Eukaryota; Metazoa; Chordata; Mammalia; Primates; Hylobatidae
Gene: ST18
Product: ST18 C2H2C-type zinc finger transcription factor
Biological process (GO): regulation of transcription by RNA polymerase II
Cellular component (GO): nucleus
Molecular function (GO): DNA-binding transcription factor activity, RNA polymerase II-specific; RNA polymerase II cis-regulatory region sequence-specific DNA binding; zinc ion binding
Source: RefSeq, a predicted model, not a curated record
GCAUCCGUGUGGCAAGAUAACAACGGGUUGGUGUUGCUUUGUGGAGGCUCACACAUAAAAGUGGCUUCCUGAGAAAUAUGUGUUGGUUUUCAUCAUUUUCACCCUCCCAUGCUACUGAUCUCUCAUAAUCUAGUUAUUCAUUUAGCACAUGGAGGGGCUUUUGCUAGAGUGGAGCCACUUUGUAUGCAACAGAGAUACUCACGGGAGGAGGGGGAUUUCACAACACAGUGCUUACUAUCCUGAGUAAACCAAGCCAUUUUCAUCUUAGGCAGUGUCACAUCUGUCAUAAACUCAUGUGGUUUGAAAAGAAGGAAAAUCGACAGGAAAAAAAUCACCCCGGUUUUAUUGUUGUUUUCUCUUAUUGUGUAGUUUUAAAGUAUUCAUAACAAUGGACCAUUUUAUUUAGACCAUAGCAACUGCUGUUCAGCAAAGGCAGUGAACACUUUUUGUUUGCUAGUUUAAAAAGCAGUUCAACGAUUGGUGUGGUGUUUAUUAUGAAAUGAUGACAAAAGAGUUCUGGUGGUUUUAAUAGUUUUAGCUUAUGAGAGCUGUCAUUAAUUUUGUCUGUAGUGUUGCAGGUGAAAAAAUUCACAAUGGAUAAAUAGUCUAUAUUGGUUUAACUGAACAUAAUAUAUAGUGUGUUCUGGAGUUGUUUGUCUCAAUAGACUAUAGUAAUCAAAAGUAAUGAACCUAUUAUGUGCAGGACCUUGGAGAGCGUCGAAUGGCAGUAAAAGUGUGGCACAUAAAAGGUUUAUUAAAGGAAAUUAAAGUCCAUCAUUGCCACACCUGCUCCCCUAUUAUAAGUCUAUGGCAGGUCAGUGCCUUCAAUCACAACUCAGCCUCUGAGAGCAGAAAUGCGGCUCCCAUUACCAUUGCAGUCACACUGCAUCGGAGCUAGUGUCAGGAUUUAAGGAUGGGAGCAACUGAGCGCACCUUCUGCCUGCCUCUGAUUUUCAACAAGCAAAGCAACUUAUUUAUAUUUAAGAAUUCCUUCUGAUAAUGUGCAGAAGUGAAUUAAACUAAGAUAUGAUUCGCGGAUUCUAGUGAAAUUGAUGGGUGUAUCAAGGUCAGAGUCUGAAAACAACAGGCUUUUGAAGUCUUUGCAUCCCUUUGAUAAUUGAUUUGGUGACAUUUAAAAUAUUUAGUAAUGAUGUUUUGGAGAAUUUGAUACUGACACAUAUAUCACUCAAAUUUCACCUUCCUUAUACAUUUGAAUGAUUAUAACUGAUAUUUAUUCUGAAAUUCUGAGAGUAAACAUAUGUCAUUGUUGAUAAUCAAAAUUUCUAAUGGUAUUUUCUGGGGGCAUUUCAGGGAUUUGUCUUCAUGGUGCUUUUUUACACAAGGAAUCAUUUUUUUCCAAGCUUAGAAAGAGAUAUGUAUCAGGAAGAGUCUGGAAAUGUAAAAGGACUUAGGUUUUAGUAAAUUGAUCUGAAAUCUUUUGGUUUGACAUGUGAGGUUUCAUCUCCUUCACAGCCACUGUUAAUGAGAUGAGGCUUUUUCUAUCUUUGUAAUGCCAGAAGUGUUUGAGUCACUUCAAACACUUGUGGACAAGGACAUCUGCCCUCUUGUCACUGUUCUCUCUGGUUUCCAGCAACUGUAGAUGUAUUUCCAAAGCUGGUGGUAUGUGGGGGGAGUCACAGUUAUGUACUAUAGAGCUGGGCUGUGAGUCAAGAGCGUGGAAGGCUACUGUUUUUCAUAAUGACCUUCAGAACUUCUAAUUACAUGUUUUCAUAUUUUGGUCAAUGUCAAAGGAAUGACCUCAGGACUUUGUGUUCAUGUUAUAGAUGGAUGCAGAGGCUGAAGAUAAAACACUGCGUACUCGCUCUAAAGGAACCGAGGUGCCAAUGGAUUCGCUAAUCCAGGAGCUCAGUGUUGCCUAUGAUUGCUCCAUGGCAAAGAAGAGAAGAGCUGACGAUCAGGCUUUGGGGGUUCCAGUCAACAAAAGGAAAUCCCUGCUAAUGAAGCCCCGACACUACAGCCCAAACGCAGACUGCCAAGAAGACCGCAGUGACAGGACAGAGGACGAUGGCCCCUUGGAAACACAUGAUCACUCUACCGCAGAGGAAAUCAUGAUAAAACCUAUGGAUGAAAGUCUUCUUCCAACUGCACAAGAAAACUCCAAUAGGAAGGAAGACAGAUACUCUUGUUAUCAAGAGCUCGUGGUCAAGUCUUUAAUGCACUUGGGGAAAUUUGAAAAAAAUGUAUCUGUUCAGACUAUAAGUGAAAACUUAAAUGACAGUGGCAUCCAGUCGCUAAAAGCAGAGAGUGAUGAAGCAGACGAGUGCUUUCUGAUUCAUUCUGAUGAUGGAAGAGACAAGAUUGAUGAUUCUCAGCCACCCUUCUGCUCCUCUGAUGACAAUGAAAGUAACUCUGAAAGUGCAGAAAAUGGCUGGGACAGUGGCUCCAACUUCUCAGAAGAAACCAAACAACCUAGAGUCCCAAAGUAUGUUUUAACAGAUCAUAAAAAAGACCUAUUGGAAGUUCCCGAAAUAAAAACUGAAGGUGACAAAUUUAUCCCUUGUGAGAACAGGUGUGAUUCUGGAACAGAGAGGAAAGAUCCACAGAAUGCUCUCGCAGAACCCCCGGAUGGCAAUGCCCAGCCCUCAUUCCCUGACGUUGAGGAGGAAGAUAGCGAGAGCCUGGCAGUAAUGACAGAAGAGUGUAGUGACCUGGAAAAGGCCAAGGGGAACUUAAGUUUGCUGGAGCAGGCAAUUGCUCUGCAGGCUGAGCGAGGUUGUGUUUUCCAUAACACCUACAAAGAGCUGGAUAGGUUCCUGCUGGAGCACCUAGCAGGGGAAAGGAGGCAAACCAAAGUUAUCGACAUGGGUGGAAGACAAAUCUUUAACAAUAAACAUUCACCAAGGCCUGAAAAGAGGGAGACCAAGUGCCCGAUCCCUGGGUGUGAUGGCACGGGACAUGUGACGGGGCUCUACCCCCACCACCGCAGCCUUUCGGGGUGCCCCCACAAAGUGCGGGUUCCCCUGGAAAUUCUUGCCAUGCAUGAAAAUGUGCUCAAGUGUCCCACGCCAGGAUGCACAGGAAGGGGUCAUGUGAACAGCAACCGCAACACCCACAGGAGUCUUUCUGGUUGUCCAAUUGCUGCAGCUGAAAAAUUGGCAAUGUCCCAGGAUAAAAAUCAGCUUGAUUCUCCCCAAACUGGGCAGUGUCCUGACCAGGCCCACAGGACAAGCUUGGUGAAGCAAAUUGAAUUCAAUUUCCCGUCACAAGCCAUCACCUCUCCCAGAGCCACAAUGUCAAAAGAACAAGAGAAGUUUGGAAAAGCACCAUUUGAUUAUGCCAGUUUUGAUGCCCAAGUUUUUGGUAAACGCCCUCUCAUACAAACAGUGCAAGGACAAAAAACACCACCAUUUCCUGAAUCAAAGCAUUUUUCAAAUCCAGUGAAAUUUCCUAAUCGACUGCCUAGUGCAGGCGCCCACACCCAGAGCCCUGGCUGUGCCAGCUCUUAUAGCUACGGUCAAUGUAGUGAAGACACCCACAUAGCAGCAGCUGCUGCCAUCCUGAACCUUUCCACCCGCUGCAGGGAAGCCACAGACAUCCUCUCCAACAAGCCACAGAGUCUGCAUGCCAAGGGAGCCGAAAUAGAAGUGGAUGAAAAUGGCACAUUGGACUUAAGCAUGAAAAAAAAUCGAAUCCUGGACAAGUCUGCACCUCUAACUUCCUCUAACACUUCUAUUCCAACUCCUUCCUCUUCCCCAUUCAAAACAAGCAGCAUUCUGGUCAAUGCAGCAUUCUAUCAGGCUCUUUGUGACCGAGAGGGCUGGGACACUCCUAUCAACUAUAGCAAAACUCACGGGAAGACAGAGGAGGAGAAAGAGAAAGACCCAGUGAGCUGUCUAGAAAAUUUAGAGGAAAAAAAGUUUCCUGGAGAGGCCUCUAUACCAAGCCCUAAACCCAAACUUCAUGCAAGAGAUCUCAAAAAGGAGCUAAUCACCUGUCCAACACCAGGAUGUGAUGGAAGUGGCCACGUGACAGGAAACUAUGCAUCUCAUCGCAGUGUUUCUGGAUGUCCUUUAGCAGAUAAGACUCUAAAAUCCCUCAUGGCUGCCAACUCUCAGGAGCUUAAGUGUCCAACCCCAGGCUGCGAUGGCUCGGGGCACGUGACUGGAAACUAUGCUUCCCACAGAAGCUUGUCCGGAUGCCCUCGUGCAAGGAAAGGUGGUGUCAAAAUGACCCCUACCAAGGAAGAAAAAGAAGACCCUGAACUGAAAUGUCCUGUGAUAGGGUGUGAUGGCCAAGGUCACAUAUCAGGUAAAUACACAUCACACCGCACAGCUUCUGGCUGUCCUCUGGCUGCCAAGAGACAGAAGGAAAAUCCUCUUAACGGAGCCUCCCUCUCCUGGAAACUGAACAAGCAAGAGCUACCACAUUGUCCCUUGCCAGGCUGCAAUGGGCUGGGCCAUGUAAAUAAUGUUUUUGUCACCCACCGAAGCUUAUCUGGAUGUCCUCUCAAUGCACAAGCUAUCAAAAAGGGCAAGGUUUCUGAAGAACUCAUGACCAUCAAGCUCAAAGCAACUGGGGGAAUAGAGAGUGAUGAAGAAAUUAGGCAUUUGGAUGAAGAAAUAAAGGAACUGAAUGAAUCCAACCUUAAAAUUGAAGCAGAUAUGAUGAAACUUCAGACCCAGAUCACGUCUAUGGAGAGCAACUUAAAGACGAUAGAGGAGGAGAACAAACUCAUAGAACAGAACAAUGAAAGUCUGCUGAAAGAGCUGGCAGGUCUGAGCCAAGCUCUCAUUUCAAGCCUUGCCGACAUCCAGCUUCCACAGAUGGGACCUAUCAGUGAGCAGAAUUUUGAAGCAUAUGUAAAUACACUCACAGACAUGUACAGCAAUCUGGAACGGGACUAUUCCCCGGAAUGCAAAGCUCUACUGGAAAGUAUCAAACAGGCAGUGAAGGGUAUCCAUGUGUAGGAUCACAGCGCUGCUGGGCAACAGAAAUUACCAACAGCAGUAAACUCCAGAUGGAUCUGUUAGAGGUUCGUGUACUGCUAAGGCGUGGAGGUUGCCGUACUGCAUUUACAAUUUGCAACAUUGCACUAAUUUUGUUUUCCCCAGCUGAUAUAAAAAGGAAAGAAAAACUAUGAUAGACUUCUUGGAUUAAAAGCAAUGCAGUCAAUUAUUAGAUCUUAUUUAUUUUCAUAUGUUUUUCUUUUAUUUCUUCAUUGUACUCUUUUUUUGUAAAGUAUAUGUAAAAUAAAUGUGACAUUUUUAUAAUUUAUUUAUUACUAAUCAAAGAGUUUUUUAUCUUUUAACUGCAUUUUGAAGUCUGCCAUAUUUUUACAAGCGUGUUUAUUAAUUUAUUUUCCAAUAGGAUUUAAAUAGAAAUGCUAGUCUCAAGUCAUCUUUCUUGCUGGGUUUUAAUGAGGAAACAGGAGAGGGUGAAGGAAAUCCUUGUCUAAGGACUGCACUAUAGUUGUGUUUGAUUUUUAUUGCACACUUCUUCCCCCACCUUUCACUGGUUUUUGUAUUUAUAAAUGAGUUUGCGGUAAGGUGAGCUGCACGGAAGGAAUAAGAAGACAAAUGGCGCCCACUAGUGGGCAAUCCGCACUCACAAAAGCACAGGAUGCUGGAAAACAGCCUGCUCAGAAUUUGUUAGCAAUAAUUAAAUAUAGCAAUCAGCAAAGUAUUCGACUUGGCUGGACGGUUUUCGUUAAUAUGAAUUAUUUAUUUGAAAUGUUUUAAAGAAACAUAAGCUUUUUUAGUGAUGCAGAUUUGUCUGUUUGUUUUUCAAGUCAUAUCAGAUCGUUGGCAACUCGUAUCCCAAGAUGAAAAAUAAGACUUGGUGUGACCAGCCAGGCUUUCCUGCCAUAUGUUGGUACAAUAUACAAGUGACAAUAUUGGUGUAGAUUUGUACUUAGCAAAUACAAACACAUCCAAAUGAAAAAUUUUGUAGAUACCAUAUCCCCUGAAAUAGCAUUUAUCUUACUGGGUUGACUGGAAAGGAAUGGAAAAUAUAGUAAUACAUGAAAAAAUGCUACUCCAAUCUGAAUGAUUACUUCAAACACUGGCAACUUGGGUCUCACCCUCCAUAGGAAACAAGACAACAUUCAAUUUGAUAGAAAUCUUGCCAUAGAACUUCAAGUGCUACAAAACAUACACACACACACUCACACACACAGGCAUACUUACACACAGACACACACACACACAGAGACUCAUCCACACUUCAAAUUGAGCCCACAAUCUUGAAUUUCUGAAUGGAUCAGAGUUUCAUAGUUGCUAUAGUAAAGGCAAUGUCUAUUUCAGGGACUGUAAAGUAGUUAAGCAUUGUUUCAAAAGUUUUUUUAUAUUUAUUUUUUUUAAGGAAAAGGUAUAGACAACCAGCUAAACUGCCUUUUUGGUGUGCACACACAUUUCAUGUGCAGACGUGCCUCUGUGUAAAUGUACACAUGAACUUAGUGUGGGCUUAAUUUUCUGUGCUAUAAACAAAAGUGUUUAUUUUUUAUUAACCUCAUGGAUAUUUAGAUGGAAAGUGAUGGCAUUCACAGGCUUGAUAUAUUCCACUGUUAUUACUGUUACCUGCACAAAUGAAAAACAAUACUCAACAAUAAUUCCACUCCCAUGAAACUUUGGUCAUUGUUAUGCAUUCAGUGGGGCUUAUCUUUGGUUUGGAGUUCAUUUGAACUCUUGAAUCUUAGUUUAGUGAAGAUGAACUGUCUGUUCUUAGGUAGAAACGGUGUUUAUUUAAAAAUCAAUUUUAAAAAAUGAGCUACCAUAUGCACUGUCUAUUAUAAAUGGGACACCAAACAAAAUUUUCUAUUACAGUUAUGUACUUGCAAACAUUUUGCUAUACAGUACUUCAUAGAUGCAUACAAAUGAGCUCACUUAUUACAAAGACAAAUGUUUAAUUUGCUAAAUAUUUUAACAAGUUUGUUAUACAUUUUAUUUAAUUUAAAAGAAAUCUCUUACCAACCUACAUAUUUAUUACUAUAAUUUACUAUGACUUCAGGUUAAUUUAUUUGUGUUUGCAUAGUUUGAGCAGGAUGUUUUGUGAAGUAUGUUUGUAUUUAUUUGCCUACUUUGUACUUGAUGUGUUUUGUAACGUGCACUGAAUUUGUUUUCUUUUCAACUAUGUUAAUGAUCAAUACUGUAAAUUGGGUCUUUUGUAAACAACAAAAAGGCAAUGAUGUAUGCAUUUUUUUAAUUUGAGGUAGUUUGUUUGUAUACUGUUUCUCCGAACACUUAAUAUUUCUUACAUCAAAGCAACAAAAUUGUGUUCAGUGCUGUACAUUUGGUGUAUGGUAGGAAAUAAAAAUUGAUAAUGA